Messenger RNA from Melitaea cinxia (Glanville fritillary), 2919 nucleotides. RefSeq names its product leucine-rich repeats and immunoglobulin-like domains protein 1 (gene ltl). NCBI's taxonomy places the organism in Eukaryota, Metazoa, Arthropoda, Insecta, Lepidoptera, Nymphalidae. The record is from RefSeq and is a predicted model, not a curated record. The transcript is spliced from 8 exons. Gene Ontology annotation, cellular component: extracellular matrix. The coding region runs from base 64 to 2028 and encodes 654 amino acids. Gene Ontology annotation, molecular function: protein binding.
UGCGCGGGCGCAGCGGCGUGCGCACAGUGGCAGUAGCGCGACCAGCCCCGACCGGCAUACACGAUGAUCGCGCUCGCGCUUGCUGCCGCCUUCUUGAGCGCACUGGCUGGCCAGCUCGGCGCUGGGGCGAGCCUGCAUUGUGCCUUGAGACGCGAAAUUUCCCCGUGCACGUGUCGACGCGAAGACGUCGGUACCGGUGCCAUUCUCGUCAUUUGUCAACGAAUUAACUCGUAUGAAGACAUCGCUCGAGCCCUCACCAACAAGUUCAGCCCUGAAACAAAAAUCGGUCUUGAUAUCUCCUAUUCUCAGCUGCCUGAUUUUGCAAACCACAGCUUCCGCGAGCUGGGCCUUUCCAUAACGAGGCUCAAACUCAACUUCGACAACCUAAGUGAACUAAAAGAGAGCGUGUUCACAAAGCUGGACUUGGUGGAUUACUUCAGCCUAGCAGAUAACUUUUUGACGGAAAUGCCUCGUCACGUCUUGCGACACCUUCCCCACGUGAAAACUCUCGACCUCUGCAGAAAUAAAAUCACCAAAUUGACUGAGGAAGACUUCAAAGACAUUCAGGAAGUUGAGCACUUGGUUGUAGCUGAUAACCAAAUAUCUAAGAUUGAAAGACACGCAGUACCCAAGGGCUUAAAACAUGUUCAUUUAGGAAUCAAUAAAUUAAACACUUUAAAUGGAGCAUUAAGAGAUCUAGAUAAUUUGGAGUGGAUUUUUAUUAACGCCAAUAAUUUAAAAACAAUUGAAAAUGAGCUUCCAGUGAAAGCUAAAAAAAUCGUGCUUAUUCACGCUGCACACAAUGAACUACAAAGUUUACCAAAGGACUUAAGACUUAUGCCUUCUCUUGAAUGUUUAUACUUCUACGAUAAUAAUAUUAAAACACUAGAUGGCGCCUUGCAAAAAUCUCGCAGUCUAAUGAGGAUAGGUCUAUCGUUUAAUAAAAUUGAAACAUUGGCUGAGAAUGAAUUUGCAGAAGCGGAAGUUUUAGCUGAUUUAGAUAUUGCCUACAAUCAACUUCGAUCUUUAAAUGGAUCACUAAGAAGUCUUAAAUCGUUACGUUACUUAAAUUUAACCCACAACAGCUUAACUGAAUUCUCUUUACAAGAAAUCAAAGGGCUGAAAAGACUGUCUGUGAUAGAUCUUUCGCACAAUAAAAUUUCACGUAUUACAGGCAACAUGGAGAAUCUUGUCGACGUUGAAACACGAGUCCUAGAGUUACGGUUAGACCACAACUAUAUUCUUAACUUGGGAGGAGCAUUAAUGGGUCUGCAUGGUCUUAUGCGUCUUAACUUAAGCCACAAUCAAAUACAACAAAUAUCACCAGACGAUUUAAUUGGCUUAGAAGACCUAAGAUUACUCGAUGUGUCUCACAAUCACAUAACAUCUUUAGAAGAAACUUCAAAGACGUUUUUGCCUUCUCUGGAGGAACUCAUCGCCCAUCAUAACAAUAUAACUUAUCUGGAUAAAGAUUUUCAUGGACUCCCUUCACUGUGUAUUGCUGAUCUUUCGUAUAACAAGAUUAAAACUGUGAAUUAUGAAGUAGUUUCGAAAUCAAGAUGUACAAUUAAUGGAGUUCCCAGUAUAUUGAAGAUAUAUCUUCAAGAUAACCCUGUAUUAUGCGAAGAACGCUUGUAUGAGCUCGUAGCUAUACUGGAAAGUUUGAACGCGCGAGUCAGUGGCGUAUCGACUUGUGUGAAUACACAAACUUCAGCACCUGUUCUCAUGAAGGCGCUCAAUGAUAUAGUUCCAGACACGCCAGUUAUUGUUGUAACACAUACAGGUGUGGGGAUGCUUGAAGGGAGAGAGCUUCAACCAUCUCAGCUUGCAUACCAACGAGUCGGUGCUUUAAUUGGGCACGUUUUACCAGAACGCGAGGGUGGAUUGCCGGUACUGGUAGAGCCACCAAUCACAUUGCCACCCGCGGGCACUAACGUAGUGAUUAAGUGGCCCGAUGACAGAAGAGAAAAGCCCCAUCCCCUCGCAGAUCAUCUCCGCCUACGUGAUCUUAACUCCUCAACGCAAUGAAUGUGUCAAAGCAUCGGCGUCGCUCACCGACGCCAUCGAACUGAGUGCUUCGCCGUAGAUAUAUGCUGCCUCUACUGACUUACAAUAUAGGUCAGAGUGUGUUCUGAUUUGAUUGGAUACAAGAAAUAUUUUCAUUAUAAGCCUUCGUGAUAUAUAUGUAUAUGUAUGCAUAUGUAUAUAUAUGUAGAAGGUAUAGUUACCGAUGCAUAUUUUAUUUCUUCACAUUUUUGUUAACAGGACGAGCGAUACACGUGCUAUAUGUAACUACAUUUAUAAGCCUAGCAUAGAAACUGAUGUUUGCGUAGGUAUUGUUAAUCGUCAUCGUAUGACCGUUUGAGUGAAUGUGUAUACGGCGUAUUUUCCAAUUAUUUCGGUGACUUACGUAUUAGAACAAUUGUUUAUAAUGAAAUAUUAGCAUAUCGACGCUUAAUUAACACGUAGAAGUGUCGCACUCUUGGGCUACUAAUAAAACAAGUGUAUAAACAAUGAAUUUUGUACCUAAAAUAAUUUAUGUAACGUAAUAUUAAUAGUAAUUAUAAUUAUUAUAGGCGUUAGUGUAAUUUAUAUUGGCGAUUAACGUAGCGUAGAAGCAAUGUAUAUUUACCAAGAUGUAAUAAAUAUUUUGCUUCUGAUAAUACUAAUAAAAUUUCUGUUGGCAAUUUAUUUGCAACAACUGAAUCAUAUUCAAUAUAUUAGAACUUUACUAGGUAUAUUCAAUAAAUGUUCUUUAAAAUUCUUCCUUUAUAGUAUCUAUAACAAUAAUGUGUAAUGAUUACUUCAAGUAGUUUUUCUCUCAUCCUUUGCUCAGUUUGAGAUCAAUGUUUGUAGCUUUGUACGAAAUAAAAUAAAUAUUGUAAUUGUUGUUUGGAAUAAAUAAUACACUGUGAAGUA